This is a messenger RNA of Eremomyces bilateralis CBS 781.70, 1130 nucleotides long. RefSeq lists its product as uncharacterized. NCBI's taxonomy places the organism in Eukaryota, Fungi, Ascomycota, Dothideomycetes, Eremomycetales, Eremomycetaceae. Bases 42 to 632 code for a protein of 196 amino acids. The record is from RefSeq and is a predicted model, not a curated record. The transcript has a single exon.
AACUUCAAUGUUCAAUCUGGUCUUUCUCUCACAAUCUCCGCAUGGAGGUGUUUCUUGCCAGAGAUCAGGUUUUCGGGAUAUCUUUGUUUUUCGGCGUUUUCCGGUUUCCUACCCGUGACCCCCAUUUCUUGCUCGUAUUUAGGUGGUAUAGACCCCGUGUUCCCAAUCAUGACAGCGCAUCACGCAUCCCGCGAUGUUACCAACCCCUCAUUCUUUGCUUUUUCGCUCGGUUUGAGGAAAUCAAGGUCUCCGUGGCCAUCAAUUGUAUACAGAACUUAAAUAUGGGCGUAUUCCCAAAGCUUUUAUGCUUAUUAGGAACAAGAUCAAUCAAUGUCUCAAUUCUUGGUCAAACACAGAGCUCUCCUGCUGUGACGUGUCUUAUAGACCACAGGAACCGCUGUUUUCUCACAUUCCUUCUCUUACAGAUUUUAGCAUGGAGGAUAUCGCUCCCCCCCCAGAUUGCCUUUACGUAUCCUAUGAAGAAGCCUACAAUGCUCUCAAGGGCCAUGGCAUGCAGCAUGGCUACGGCUUCCUACUCAACCGGAGUAGACCUCACAAUUCCAAUGUUAAGACACGAUAUUACUACUACUGUAAUCGAUCCGGAAACUAUUAGUCAAGAGCAAAGAAUCUGAGUACAAGCACACGCUCAAUAGGGUGUCCUUUUAGGCUUAGUAUAUUUAAGAACAAAAGCGACGACCAGUGGAAGCUGGAGGUUCUACACAAGCAUCACAACCAUCCCCGGUCACUUAACCCCAGUGCGCAUAAUGUCUAUCGCAAGCGUACAUUAGCACAGAAAGACACAAUUGAAUCAAUGACGCAUGCCGGGGUACGGCCGAUGUAGAUAAUGGCUGCUAUUCAAAAGGAGGAUCCAGACACCCUAGUAUCUGCUACCGAUAUUCGCGGCGAGAGGAAGGCAAUCAGAGAGAAGCACUUAAAUGGGAGGAGUCCGAUUAAGACAUUGUUAGAUGACCUGUCUACGCCGGAAUGGGUCUUUACUGUCAAGAAGGAUGCGGAUAAUCACGUACAAGGUCUCUUCUUUGCCCACCAGAAGCAGAUUGAGCUACUGCUUGCAAAUCCCGAUAUCCUGUUGAUGGACUGUACGUACCGAACCAACAAGUACAAACUCCCAC